Condylostylus longicornis is the source of this 684-nucleotide messenger RNA. RefSeq names its product carbonic anhydrase 1-like. Lineage: Eukaryota; Metazoa; Arthropoda; Insecta; Diptera; Dolichopodidae. The record is from RefSeq and is a predicted model, not a curated record. The transcript has a single exon. The coding region runs from base 1 to 684 and encodes 227 amino acids.
AUGUUUUUUGCAGCUGUAUUAAGCGGAAAGUGGAAUGCAAAUCAACGUCCAUAUCUAACAGGCGGACCUUUAAAUGGAAAUUAUACUCUUUCAAGGAUUGUUUUUUAUUGGGGUAAAAAUUUUAAAUACGGCAGUUUUCACACAAUUGAAAAUAUUAGAAAAGCUCUAGAAAUUCAAGUUAUUUAUAUAAAAAGAAAAUACGUAAAUGUGGAGGAAGCAGCAAAAUAUGAUGAUGGUAUUGUAAUUAUAUCAUAUAUUUUUGAAAUGCGUUUCCAAAUGAAUUUAUCUCUGGAGCCAAUUUUGAUUGCAAUGGAUGAAAUACGCAAGAGUAAUUGUGGUAUACAUAUUAAUGUAUUUAAACUUGAUAAAAUGCUACCACCUUUUAAAAAUGAUUACUUUUUAUAUAAUAGUAAUCAUAAACUUCAGACUGGUGAAAGUUUUAAAAAUGUUACUUGGAUAGUACCACGUGAAACAUUUUGUGUGUCAUUUUACCAAUUAAAAAGAUUUUCUGCUUCAUUAACAAACGAAUUACUUCCAGUUAAGAAAACAUUUUUAUAUUUGCCGAACUGUUUGUUAAAACCAAGCCUUUUUUUGGUGAAUUCCUCUAAAGGAGAGGCACAAAAAACAUGUUUACCUAUGCCGUUUUACAAAGAUGUGGUAAAUAUGCAUAUAACAAUUACAUAA